GCUAUUACUCUAGUGUUAUUAUUCGGAUCGAGAGCACGUUAGUUUCAGUAUGUUAGACGGAGGUAGUGGUACUGUGAAAACGGUGAAUAUGGUAGAAAUAAAACCCAAACCUAAGUGUUGCCGGAAUUUAUUCGGUUCUCCGAGUGAAAAGGAGAGAGACUGCAUGAACAAAUUGUACAAGGAAUUUUUGAACGAGGACAUAAAAGUGGCGAAAGAGAAAUACGAUUAUGACAUUUCAAAGGAUAUCCCACUAUCAGAUAGGUGGGAACUUGCAACGACAGCUCCUGAAUUUUACACAAGACUUUAUACAUCAAAACAGGAACGACUAAAUCCUCUGAAGAGGAGAUUGGAAAGUGACACAGAGAAAAGUGAGACCGGGAAUAAUUCAACGUGCAAUAACACACCCCCUGUUCUAAAACAGACAAAGAUGCCAAAUUUCAUGAAGAAGAGAAAGAGGGCCGAUUUACCCCCAUCGCCGAGUUUGACUAAGCAACUGCGGCUGUAGCCCCUUUAUCUGAAGGGCUUAUAAUGAAUUUAGUGCUAGAAACAGGGACCUACAAUGGAGGGCCAGAUCUGCAAAAAUGCUAGGAGUUUCCAUGCAGGAUUGUUUUGCCAAAGAGCGCCCGAUUCUUGCCAAAUUCCCGAGACCUACGCUUAUAUAACAGUUUUGUUGGGACUUAACGUGUAUGGAAUGAAGA
This is a messenger RNA of Saccostrea cuccullata (small rock oyster), 698 nucleotides long. RefSeq lists its product as uncharacterized. The record is from RefSeq and is a predicted model, not a curated record. NCBI's taxonomy places the organism in Eukaryota, Metazoa, Mollusca, Bivalvia, Ostreida, Ostreidae. The coding region runs from base 50 to 505 and encodes 151 amino acids. The transcript has 3 exons.